GCCUUCUAAACCUAUAUAUAUUUUUCAAUAUACACUUUGAAUUUUGUAUCUUUUAAAAAGUCAACAACACAGGAUGGAUGCCAACGUUUUGCGCGCCGAGCGCACGCUUACUCACCUGUCAACCAUUUACUUGGCCAACACCGACGCCGUAACGGCCAAUAUUGCGCUGGUCGUCGACACGAUCCUCGCACAAAACCUGUUUGCUUACUUGGGCAAACCAGGCAUCACCAUGGAGAUUGCAAACAAGUACACAGUGGCGGUGAACAAGUGGGUGCAACGUAUCAAUUCCAUGACCAGGGAAGCAAAGAAAAGCUCGGAGACCCGAUUUGCCGGCGCCCUACUGAUGAAGCACACAGCGCUGCAGUCGCCGCUGCUGCUGCUCGACAACGCGACCGAAUGGACCAGUAACUUGCUCAACAUUAUCAGCAAAACACAGAUCACCCCCGUGUACCAGGCGUCCUUGCAGACGCUGCUGGUGUUUAUGGAUAUUGUGCGCGAAGUGCCAGCACUGCACCGCGAUAUUGCCAGCGCGAAGGUGCCGCAAAUGAAUCUGACGAUCUUGGAUCUGGCAGAGAAGAAUCCGGAUCUGGUUGACACUGUGCUGGAAAUACUCAUGUGCUCAGCCAGCUGGUUCCCCACACUGUUCCGCCCAUCGAUCGACAAGACCGAGGCGCUGUGCCUGAGAAUUCUUAGCGGCGCUAUGUCCAGACCGAACCCGCAGACGUGCACGCUGGCCGCUCAGUGUCUGGCGUCCUUGAGCACAGCUGGCGGCAAGAUGACUGUCGAGGAGCGCUGGUACGACUACGCGAGGAAAGCCAUGGGCACAAUUGAGUCAUGCAUUGACCACUUAAUGUUCAACAACGCCAUGCAGGCUGACUCCAAAGUCUGCCAGUCGCGCUUCCAGCUGCCGCCAUUUGCCGACAACUUUACCGUAUCGAUCCCGCAGGCGGUUGACCGGAUUACGUCCAUGUCAGACCUGCUUAUUGCGCUGCUUACGCGCCCGUUUGGCGUUGACCUUCCGAUUCCCGCCGACGCACUGGUUGCUCUUGCGUCGAAGCUAGCACUGGUCCCUAUGCGUGUAGCCAACAGCAAGUCCAGCCGCACCGAGUUCAGUUUGAUCCCUAUGCUGACCCCUGAGAUCCAACGUGCCUCUAUCCGCAUUCUGGCCACAAUGUCCAUGGCCCUGGGUAACUACAUGCUGCCAUAUCUGUCGGGAGUUGCACGCACCGUGGCAGUCAUCAACAACAGGCAGAUUGCCAGCCCCGCAACCCAGGUGGCUCUGUACAAGCUGAUCCAGCUGUACGUCGAGGCAUAUGACUAUGGCUUUGUGGAAUUCCUGCCUAAGGAGGUGCUGGAGCUGGCUAUCAGCGAUAUUAGCGUGCAGAGCAAACGACAGACGACUGCCAUCACUGCCACGUCUCAGGCGUCUGCCCUGAGCUCGUCGGGAUCGAGGAAACGCGGCGGAAAUGGCCGGGCUCGUACCCUCGAGGGACUAAUGACCGACGACGACAUUCAGGCAUCACUGGUUCACUGGACGGAUGUUGUUCUUGCGGCGCUCGAAACCAUUAUGGCGCUGUUCCGCCACACCCCGACGGCCAUCAGCUCGACUAUGCGCACGCAGCUGGAUGGACAGAUCCUAACCCUACUGAUGCUCGACAUGGUCGGCAGCUACGAGUCGCCCUUCGCCUGCCGCCAGACGGACACUCCGUACAAGGUGGCACUGUACAAGUGUCUUCAGGCGUCUGUUGUCUCGCCCGAUCCUUGGCAUAGGGCCAUUUUGCCCCACGCAUUGACGACAUUCACUGCCGGACUGGCAGACUCAUCGCCGGAAGUCCGCAGUAUCUGCGCACAGGCGCUGGACGUGAUUGAGCUUAUGAUGCAUGCGCGACUGCCUGCUCAGCUCCGGGCUCCAGAUUCCGAGAAAAACGUUGAGGCUGAGGGCCUAAUUGCCGGGUCAAUCUUCAGCGACGAGGCCACUAUCGACGCGGCAUUGACAGGCAUGCUAAUCAGCGAAGAUGCCGAUUCUGUGGAAUCUGAGACCAAGAGAUUCAAGCAGAGUAGUGCACCCAAAUCGCAUGCUGCCACAGCGGUUGAAAACACACCCGCCGCAGUACAUGUUGAUUUUUCUGCCGCAUCCUCUGUUGAGGCAGUGGAGCCUGAAGCACCCGCCUUCUCUUUUGCCCCAUUUUCGCCUCAGACCGCACUGUCUGCUGACAUGCCGACAGCACCUGCAGUGGCGCCCGCAUCGACAUUUACACCCAAGCCGACAGUAACGCCGAUUACGCCCAGGCCAGCGCCUGCGCAAACCAAGCAGGCGCUCAAAAAGCCAGCCGCGCCUGUCGACGAGGGCGACGAUAAUGACAACGUGAUCCCUGACAUUGUCAUGGAGGGAUCCGAUUCGGAGGAUGACGAGGAGUUAUAAAUGUGU
This is a messenger RNA of Kickxella alabastrina, 2428 nucleotides long. RefSeq names its product rRNA processing/ribosome biogenesis-domain-containing protein. The coding region runs from base 74 to 2422 and encodes 782 amino acids. Gene Ontology annotation, cellular component: nucleus. NCBI's taxonomy places the organism in Eukaryota, Fungi, Kickxellomycota, Kickxellomycetes, Kickxellales, Kickxellaceae. The transcript has a single exon. Gene Ontology annotation, biological process: rRNA processing. The record is from RefSeq and is a predicted model, not a curated record.